AUGAGGACGGCCAGGCGGGCGAGCAAUGUGGAGGUGCCUUCCUUCCUCCGUCAUCUGGUCAAAGAGACGGAGAAGAUGGUCACCUUCUUCUUCAAAGGGGGCCCCAGAGAAACAGGGCCAGACGAGGAGGACAGUUUGGAUGAGGACGACUCAAUGCCAAGCCCGUACCUGGAUCGACCCAUCUUAGAGAAGCAUGUGUCAGAGGGGGGAUCUCAGUUGGGGGUGAACUACGCUAUGGCGAGCAUGCAGGGUUGGAGGGCUCAGAUGGAGGAUUCUCACACAUGCAUGCCCCAGCUGGGAGGAGAGCUGAGCGAGUGGGGAUACUUUGCUGUUUUUGAUGGACAUGCAGGCACCACAGUGGCACAGUACUGCUCCAGAAACCUGCUGGAGCACAUUCUGGCAACAGGUGGGGUCAAAGCAAACGAGGACCCCGAGCAGGUGAAGGAGGGGAUCCGUAAAGGCUUCCUGGACAUUGAUCGCCACAUGCAAAAACUGACUCGCCAGGACAACUGGGACCACAGUGGCUCCACUGCAGCCGCUGUCAUGACUUCACCACGCCACAUUUACUUUAUCAACUGCGGGGACUCCCGUACCCUGCUCUGCCAUAAAGGCCAGGUGGUCUUCUACACAGAGGACCACAAGCCGUUCAACCCCAGAGAAAAAGAGCGCAUCCAGAACGCUGGAGGCUCCGUCACCCUGCAGAGAGUCAACGGCUCGCUGGCCGUUUCCAGAGCACUGGGGGACUUUGACUUCAAGGAAGUGGACUGGAGGCCACAGACAGAGCAGCUAGUGUCGCCAGAGCCAGAAGUGUAUGAGCUGCAGAGGACGCCCGAAGAUGAGUUCCUAAUCCUUGCAUGUGACGGUGUGUGGGACGCCAUUGGUAAUGAGGAACUGUGUGCCUUUGUGCGCAGCCGUCUGCAGGUGUGCGAUGACCUGAGGGAGAUUUGCACCCAAGUCAUUGAUCUCUGUCUCUAUAAGGGCAGCUUGGAUAACAUGAGCAUCAUCAUCGUCUGCUUCCCCGGCGCCCCUCGAGUGUCACAAGAGGCCCUGCAGCAGGAGGCAGAGCUAGAGCAACAGAUUGAUAUGAAAGUGGAAGAAAUGAUCCAGUUGAUGAGGUCCAGAGAUGAGGACCCUGACCUUCUGUAUGUGAUCAAAUUCCUGGCUGCAGAAGAGAUUGCAGGGCUCCCCCCAGGAGGGGGCAUCACCAGCAAGCGAGACUGUAUCAUCUCUUCAUAUCAGAAACACAUCAUGACGGUCAGAUCUCAGGAGCCUAUGAACAUCGAGGGAUCGGACGAGGACUCAAACUAA
Molecule: messenger RNA, 1308 nt
Organism: Cottoperca gobio
Lineage: Eukaryota; Metazoa; Chordata; Actinopteri; Perciformes; Bovichtidae
Gene: ppm1na
Product: protein phosphatase, Mg2+/Mn2+ dependent, 1Na (putative)
Exons: 6
Coding region: 1-1308 (435 amino acids)
Biological process (GO): protein dephosphorylation
Molecular function (GO): magnesium ion binding; protein serine/threonine phosphatase activity; manganese ion binding
Source: RefSeq, a predicted model, not a curated record